Erigeron canadensis is the source of this 1172-nucleotide messenger RNA. RefSeq names its product protein THYLAKOID ASSEMBLY 8-like, chloroplastic. Gene Ontology annotation, molecular function: protein binding. NCBI's taxonomy places the organism in Eukaryota, Viridiplantae, Streptophyta, Magnoliopsida, Asterales, Asteraceae. The coding region runs from base 120 to 926 and encodes 268 amino acids. The transcript is spliced from 3 exons. The record is from RefSeq and is a predicted model, not a curated record.
ACCCAAGUGAAUAGCACAUAACUGUAAAACAUUUAAUUAAACCCUAAACCCCAAUACACUCCCUCUGAUUUUCUUGUUUCUUGCUGUUCCCGUUGGAGUAAUAGGAGUUGGCCUCUGCAAUGUGGGUCAGAUUGAGGUCAAGGCUAUUCUUAUCUACAUCGUCGAUGUUGAUUCAACGCGACAUAACAAGAAUUCCGAUAUUUUCAAGUGACUACAUUUCUUCGUGCUCAACAUCGUCUACGAGGCCAUUUGUGUUUAAUUACGCAACUCAGAGUCUUAAAGAUGUGUGCCAGCUGUAUAGAUAUAUAAAGCCCCGAGAUUACCAUGAUGGCAGGCCGAGAGGUUCGCUUUGGAGGGGAAAGAAGUUGCUGGGUAAAGAAGCUCUGUCUGUUAUUUUGGGGUUAAAGAGAGUUAAAGAUGAUGAAGAGAAACUCGAUAAGUUUGUUAAAAUACACGUCUCGAGGCUCUUAAAGAUGGAUAUGGUUGCUGUUCUCAAUGAGCUUGAACGCCAAGAAGAAGUGCAUUUAGCCGUCAAGAUGUUUUGGGUGAUUCAAAAGCAAGACUGGUAUACCCCAGAUGUAUACUUGUACAAAGACCUGAUUAUUGCAUUAUCUAAAUCUAAAAAGAUGGAUGAGGCAAUGCAGUUGUGGGAAAGCAUGAAAAAGGAGAAUUUGUACCCUGAUUCUCAAACAUACACUGAAGUAAUUCGCGGGUUUUUGAGGUUUGGAUCUCCUGGCGAUGCUAUGAACAUCUACGAGGACAUGAAACAGUCUCCAGAUCCACCAGAUGAAUUGCCAUUUAGAGUUUUAUUGAAGGGGCUUCUGCCACAUCCCUUGUUGAGGAACAAAGUGAAGCAAGACUUUGAAGAGAUUUUCCCUGAUCAAAGUAUUUACGACCCACCGGAAGAGAUUUUUGGAUUGCGUUAAGGUGUUGUUUUUUAUUUGGAAAUUAUAUGAUACAUAUCAUUUGUCUAGAGAUAGUAUCCCGAGUCCCGACAGUUUCUGCUGUUUGCAACUUUUGGGCAUACUAUUUGAACCUUUAUUAGCCACUUUAGAAAAAUGUUUGUAAGUCUACAUUUCUCGGUAGGAAACGAGUCAAGGUCAAAAAAGUGUUUCAGGUCAACAGAAUCCGGACUUCAUAGUCGUGUCAGUGUUAAAUGUGUGCUUUGGAAA